GGGCAGGUGGCCUCGGAGCGGCAGAGGCUGCGGGACACCUUCGAGCAGCUGCAGCAGUUCCUGCGGGAGCAGGAGGGCGUCCUGCUGGCCCAGCUCGACCGGGCGCACGGGGAGCUCACCGAGGAGCGCCGCCGAUACGUCUCCGAUGUUUCGGAGAGGAAAUCGCUGCUGGACACGCUGAUAGUGGAGAUAGAGAAGAAGCGUGACCAGCCGGAGGUCGAAUUCCUCAUGGAUGUCGGCAAAACCCUGAGCAGCUGCGAGGCGGUGAAGGCCCCGAUCCCAGAGCCGGUUUCCCUGGAGCUGCAGAGGACCGUGGAGAGCCUCUCUGAGACGAGCCAGCUGGUCGUGGGUGUGGUGGCCGAAUUCAAAGGUAAAGCGGAGAAGCGGUGA
Leptosomus discolor (cuckoo roller) is the source of this 390-nucleotide messenger RNA. Lineage: Eukaryota; Metazoa; Chordata; Aves; Leptosomiformes; Leptosomidae. The record is from RefSeq and is a predicted model, not a curated record.